CUGGGGGGUGUGGCCCUCGUGCUCCUGCGCUGGCCCCUCCUGGGCAUGCUGCUGGAAACCUACGGCUUCGUCAGCCUCUUCAGGGGCUUUUUCCCUGUGGCCUUCGGCUUCCUGGGGAGCACCUUCAACAUCCCCUUCCUGAGUGUGCUGUUCCAGAGGCUUCAAGGCACCGGCUCAAUGGUCUGAACCACGGAGAUGAGCUCCUUGAACUUGGAUCACUGGCUGGGGGAGCUGGGAGGGUUACAGGAGGCCACCCCCACCCCCCUGCCCAGCACUGACUCAGACUGCCCAAGUCCGGAAGGAAGGACGGGGCUGAGCACCAGUUCUCAAAGUCAGCUCGGGAGGCUGCAGGGACUCUGGGCACAGACAUCUGGACCCAGGGACAGUCGCCUGGGGCGCACGUCACAGCCCCGCCCUGUGUUCGUGGGAGGAAACACGAAGAUUAAAUCUCCAAGCGCCUCAGGGCACCGCCAGGGCCUGCCUCACCUCACCAGAAUGAACGCACUGGUUUCUUGGCAGCUGCUGCUGUUCCUCUGUGCCACCUCCUUCCGGGAGAGCUUGGGAGGGGCGGCCGUCGUGGAGUCGCCCGGACCCACAGAUCAGCGGCUGGGAGCCCCCGGCCUGCGGCGCGCGUUGGAGACGAAGCCCGCUCCGGCCCGGCUGACCCUUCGGGCAGCACCGCCGUGCCCGGACGCCGGGAGCCCGUGCGCCCCGCGCAGCCGCCUGGCCCCGGCCCCGCGGGACGCCGUGCUGGUGCAGCGCGAGAGGGAUUCGUCCGCCUACAAUUGGAACUCGUUCGGCCUGCGCUACGGCAAGCGGGGGGCAGCGCUGGGACGCGGCGGGGUCGGCGCGGGGCGCUGCUGAGGCUCGGGCUGGGCGUGCGGGGCGCGGCAGGCACUGCGCCCCGCGAGGCUGCGGGGCCUGCGGAGCGGGAGCUUCUGUCCCGAGGCAAUAAAGGUGAUGCAGCCGCGUGGCCGGCGUGGAAUUG
Messenger RNA from Oryctolagus cuniculus (rabbit), 988 nucleotides. The record is from RefSeq and is a predicted model, not a curated record. Lineage: Eukaryota; Metazoa; Chordata; Mammalia; Lagomorpha; Leporidae.